Geodia barretti is the source of this 1566-nucleotide messenger RNA. NCBI's taxonomy places the organism in Eukaryota, Metazoa, Porifera, Demospongiae, Tetractinellida, Geodiidae. The record is from the annotation of a GenBank genome assembly.
UAGAGAGCAGAGGACAAGCAUUCACAUAUGUACAUGACACAAUAUUCUCAAACUGACCUUGGACGUCGCGGAUGAUCUGCCGCAUGGUGUGGCGCUGCUCCCGGCGGACCUGCGGAUCCCACUCACUCCCGUCGGCCAUUCCGCUCUCCUCGCACUUGUCUUCUUCGCCCUCAUCAGGACCGGAUGCCUCGUCUGCCUCAGUUUCCUCUUCCCUGCUAGCGACCGCUUCUUCCUCACUCUCGCUCAUUGUCACUCGAGGCUCUGCAGCUCCAGGAGGGACUGGUCGGUGUGAGUGCCGCUAGCUGAUCGAGUGUGCUCGUGGGUGAAGACCUGCGCAUGCGCAGGCACUGCGCACCAAGGAACAGCUCAAUGCUUGCACGGAGGACGGAAAGAGCAGGUCGUGGGCUGAGGAUCGCUGGGGAGGGAGCUACUGUAGUGAUCGACAUAGUCUGCAGCUAUGGAGCAGCUGAUGGUGACCUGAGGGAGGUGGAGAGGAGAGAGGGAGUGGAGAUGAAGCUGGGCGAGGCUCUAGAGCCGCUUUAUUUGGUUCUAGAUGACGCUCUGGCGGCCAUGAGAGAGGGAGAGGUGUGCAGACUGGAGCCAGUCCCUCGGGCCUUGGCUGGUGACCUCCACGACCUUCCCAUUGACGUCGUCUCUCUCAGCUACACCCUGAGCCUCGUCUCCUUCACCAGAGCCAGACAGCUAUGGGAGAUGGAGACUAGCGAGAUUCUCUCACUGGCCAGUCGACACAAGGAGAGAGGAGGGAAGCUGUUUCAGGAGGGUCAAGAGGGAGCAGCUGCUGUUUGCUACUCUCGGGCAGCCAAACUAGCAGCAGCAGCAGGAGGAGGAGGAGAAGGAGAAUUCAAAGAUCUGCAGGUGGCUCUGGGUCUGAACCUGGCAGCCUGUCAACUGAAGCUGGGGCAGGCCGACCAUGCCUCCUCCAACUGUUCCCGAGUCCUGGAGCUGGACCCAGGGAACGUGAAGGCUCUGUACCGCCGCGGAGUGGCCAGAAUGAGACUGGGAGACCUGGACGAGGCAGAGGAGGACCUGAGGCAGGCGGGGAUGGGGAACACUGCUGUGCAGAGGAGACUGAGGGAACUGACUCAGCUGAAACAGCAGCAGUCAGCCAGACUGAGUCAGGCUCUGAGACCUAUGUUCAGCGAUAGUUUGUGAUACACUGUGUUCAGUUCAUGAUACUAUGUUCAACAAUAGUUCAUGAUACAUCAGUUCACAAGUAGAGUUCAUGAUUCCUCGGAACAGAGUGGAGAGAUUGAACUACGAGAGAAAGAUUAGCUACGAAGUAGAGUCAGUUGCUUGAUGAUGUCAACCAGGAGGUUGCUAUUGGCAACCUCCAGUGACUGAGUAUGUGGUGUGCUGCCGUCUCCAUUCUGUGCUGGAACCAGAACUUGACGGUCCUGCAGGAUCUUGAUUGCAUUCCUGAUGGUGUCUGAUGAGCAGCUCUCAACUGCACACACCAUUCAGGGGAAGGACACAAAGGAAACUAUACAACCUCACAAUAUGCAAGACCAGCUUGCAGGCAUACCUCGAUACAGCUGAGCCUUCUCA